This is a messenger RNA of Larimichthys crocea (large yellow croaker), 3032 nucleotides long. It is a transcript of the gene clcc1, whose product is annotated as chloride channel CLIC-like 1. The transcript has 11 exons. The record is from RefSeq and is a predicted model, not a curated record. Bases 292 to 2100 code for a protein of 602 amino acids. NCBI's taxonomy places the organism in Eukaryota, Metazoa, Chordata, Actinopteri, Sciaenidae. Gene Ontology annotation, molecular function: chloride channel activity. Gene Ontology annotation, cellular component: endoplasmic reticulum; membrane.
ACAUAAAUUGGGUCAAAGGGUGCUAGUAGGAAGUGUCCUAACAAUUAUAGUUGUUAUGCCAAGUAAAGGGCGGUUAAAGCUGUCAGGAGAGGACAGAAAUCUGUAAUAUUCAGCCUGCGUGUCCUGUCAGAGUAUCAAGACUAACUUUGAGUCUGAAAUAAUCUCAGCAGCUGUAGUUUAACGUUUACUAGCUAGCAUUAGCUUUAGCUAGCUGCUCUGAAUUUUAUCCAGCUUGACGAGCUUCAACACCGGACUGUCAGCCGGGGAAAGUGUCCUCCUCUCGGCGCUAGGAUGAUCCUGCUCCUGCUGGUAUGCAGCCUGUCACUGGCUGCCACGGGACAGAAGGAAGAAGACGACUGGAUAGACCCUUACGACAUGCUCAACUACGAUGCGAGCACCAAAACUAUGAAGAAACCUGCAGAGUCUGAAAACUAUCCCAAUGUGCCAACCAAAAGAAGAGAGUACAGUGAGACUGAGCAGACCCAGUGUGACAAACAAGUAGCAGAUCUACAGAAACAGGUCGAAGAGCAAAAGAACACGAUCAAGCUCAUGUCGCAGCAGCCUACGUGCGCUCCAGUGUUCAAGCGAUUUCUUAAAAGAGUCCUGAACGAAAUGGAAAGAGUUGGUAUGCCAAGCGACUCCUCGGACCUCUUCUAUGAUGCCAAAGUCAAACUGUCCAAACACACCGUGACAGAGAUUAAGGCAUUUCUUGAGGGUCAAGACAGCUCACGACUAGGGGCUCUGGACAAUGCUGUCAGUCAGAUACUGGUGGAACUCAGAGCACAUAACUAUGAGGCCUGGAAGUGGCGUUUCGAAGACUCCUUUGGCGUGGAGCUUGACACAGUAUUAAAAAUGGGGCUGUCUGUUCUGAUCAUAGUGGCCAUCAUAUGCACUCAGCUGUGGUCAACGGUGUCCUGGUUCAUACAGUUCAGUAGACUGUUUGCUGUCUGCUUCUUUAUCAGCAUUAUCUGGAACUGGUUUUAUCUGUACAAGAUUGCUUUUGCUGAUCACCUAAACAAGAUGGCAAAGAUGGAUGGCAUCAAUGAAAAAUGCACUGGACUUCAGAAAAUUAACUGGGUGGAUAGCUUGAAAGAGGUUUUCAGAAGCACCUUGACUCUUCAGGAUGACCCUUGUAAGAAAUACUACGAACUCAUCAUGGUCAACCCGAUUCUGCUGGUACCGCCUAUCAAGGCAAUCUCGGUUACCUUCACAACCAUGAUCACAGAGCCACUGAAGCACGUUGGCCAGGGGAUCAGUGAGUUUCUUCGAGCCCUCCUCCAAGAUCUUCCUAUUACCCUGCAGAUCCCAGUUCUACUAACUAUCAUGCUGUGCAUUAUGGUAUGCAUGUAUGGAGGUGUGCAGUCAGCCUUUCAGUAUGGCAUCCUUGCACCUUUCCGCCGCCCUCGAAGGGAACCACCUCCUGAACAGCUAGAGCAGCCGCAGCAACGCCCCCUGGGGAUCGAGUACCGUGACCACUUAGCAGGAGGGGACGCACCACAACAUGCCCCAAGGCAUCGAGCCGACGAUGCCAGGCUACACAGGAAUCAAGUUCAUCAGAGGCGGCCCAACAGGCCCAGGAACCAGUCAACCAAGGUGGUUGUGGAGACACUACGGACUGCCUACCCUGCUCACAGUGAGGACGAGACGGAUGCUGCGCAGCGUGAGGAAGAGCAGAAUGUCUCUGCUGAGUCAGAUCCAGAAAACCAGCAGGACGUGCAGGAGGAGCCAGCAGGAGUGGCUGCUAGCAGUGUUGAUGCUAAUAAAACCAAAUCAGAACCUAAACCCCGUGAAUCAGAUCCAGCUGAAUCAAACUCUAUGGAUGUUGACACAGACUUUUCUAGAGAUGGACGCCACACAGAUGGUGCAGCAGGUGAUCCUCAGCCAGCAGAAAGACGUCCGGCAGAGAGACAGCCGGCAGAAAGACAGCCUUCACAAACUAAUGUUCAGCAUGGCACAUGCGCUAAUGGAUUGAUGAAUAUUCACACGCAACAUAAAUUGGACCCUCCAGCACCAGCAGACGACAGGACUCCCCCUCUCUCGCUGUCACCAGUUGAAACUGUCGGUAUUUCCGUUCAGGAGACAUCUCCAACAGCAGAGUAGACAUCGGCAUCCACAUCGGUCAAAGCAAGAAGGCUGUUUCAUUGUUUAUGUUAACCAGCUAACUUUAUCAAGCUGCUGUAUGUGCCUUUUCCAAAACAGGAGGCACAAAUACAUUAUGGUGAAUCUGACGAUGAUGUCAGCUCUGCUGGGUUUUUUUUUUUGUCAGAUGGAAAGACCAUGACGUUGAAUCAGCUGCACAGCAGCCAGACUCAAACAGGUGUCAGGAAACAGGAAAUGAAUAUGUUAAAAACAGCACUGUUUAUUUAAUGUCGUGUUUCAGACCAGGUUUUCUUACUUUCACUGAAUUGAUCAUGAAAGAUAAUGACUUGUUUGAAUUUUGAAGUUGAAAUCUAAGCUUGGAUUUUGUCAUUUAGAAGGGAUCAAAGGUAUUUCUCUAUGCUGGUUUAAAAAUGUUCUUUUUUAUAGUAAGCAAUUUUUGUAGAUAUAAAGGGUUUGUACAUGGAGGCUUUGAAGCGGUGAUUCUGAAGUCAGUUUCUGCUGAGCCUUUUUAUUUCUUAAUGUAAGGAGAAAAUUGCUUGAACAAAGCAUAAAAACCAUUGCUGACAACUUGAUUAGGCGCGUUGGAAGAAGUUGUGAAUUUCAUGAAUUCAUAAACAAAUCUGUAUGGUACAAAAGCAUCAGUUUAAAGUUAAAUCAUGGUCAGCUCAGAGUAAUCUUCCCCAAAAGUGUAAACACAGACACAGUUUGUUAGAGUGCCAUAUUUCCUAUCAGGAGAGUAAAUAUUGGAUUUAUAUUCGUCAUGACUGGAUGUGUUAACUAGCUACUGAAAUGUUUAAUACCUCAACUCUACAGGGUGAUCAUAAAUCUGUGUUGUGGGUGUACAGUUUAUUUUCAUCGCUCACUAAUAGCAAAGCUGUUUUUAAAAUAAUCUAUUGCUUCUUGGAUAUUUCUCAAGUCAUCAUGAAUAUUCU